Tachysurus vachellii is the source of this 2095-nucleotide messenger RNA. Its product is annotated as glioma pathogenesis-related protein 1-like. Bases 1 to 540 code for a protein of 179 amino acids. Lineage: Eukaryota; Metazoa; Chordata; Actinopteri; Siluriformes; Bagridae. The record is from RefSeq and is a predicted model, not a curated record. The transcript is spliced from 5 exons.
AUGCUGCCCAUGAUGAGAUCCCUUCCACGGAGUGGUACAGAUCCACACGUUCCAGACGUUUCCCCAGAGAUUCAUAGAUUCCCAAUCCAGGUGGCUGGGUGGCGAGCCAACUGUAUUUGUGAUUCUGACUUAAGACGGAUCUCUAGGAUCAUCUUCUUCAUCUCCUUGGUGACAUGGGACGAUGGCCUGGCAGUCCUGGCAAGAGCGUGGGCAAGAAAUUGCCUCUUUGAACACAAUCCACAAAGAAAUCAUCCUGUCUUCCCCUCGGUGGGGGAAAACAUCUGGGCAGGAACUCCAGGAACCAGGGUUCAGGUCAAAUCGAUGAUUAAGAGCUGGGUUAAUGAAGUUCAGCACUAUAAUUACUACACCUUGGCCUGCACCAACGUCUGUGGCCAUUACACACAAGUUUGGGCAACAACCUAUAAAGUGGGCUGUGCUGUGAUCUUCUGCCCUGAUGGGGUCCGACAGAAGUCUUUCUCACACAGACCAGGAGCCUUGUUUGUGUGUAACUACGCAACAGCACAAGUGGAGCUGAAGUGAAGGCUGCCGUAACAAUGGUUCAACACAAUGUUUCAUUUGCUGUGGCUGACCAUUUCAGCCUCUUGUACAGGGAAUGCUUCAGACUCUCCCACAGCUCAAAAUCUCAAGAGUGCCAGCACAAAAACUAUGUGCAUCAUUAAUCAAGCAGUUGCACCACAUUAUAGAAACGAGCUGGUAAUGUCCCUUUACACUGGUCACGGAUAGCUCAAAUGACACAGGUAAAUAGCCUGUUUUCUUUUCCUCAUGUUCAUGUCACACACACUGAAAUAAUACAUGCAUGCGGAGUUAGUUAUGUUCGAUAAUGUUACAGGACUAGAGAAGAUGAAAGCCUUACCUGUAAGGGUAUUUGAUACCAAAGUUGUGCACAGAUUUCUUGAUAUGUGCACCACAAUUGGAAGAAGCUGUGGCACAGGUGAUGUCAUAUACACUGCUCAAAAAAAUAAAGGGAAGACUUAAACAACACAAUGUAACUUCAAGUCAAUCACACUUCUGUGAAAUCAAUCUGCCCACUUAGGAAGCAACACUGACAAUCAAUUUCACAUGCUGUUGUGCAAAUGGAACAGACAACAGGUGGAAAUUAUAGGCAAUUAGCAAGACACCCCAAUAAAGGAGUGGUUCUGCAGGUGGUGACCACAGACCACUUCUCAGUUCCUAUGCUUUCUGGCUGAAGUUUUGGUCACUUUUCAAUGCUGGUGGUGCUUUCACUCUAGUGGGAGCAUGAGACGGAGUCUACGACCCACACAAGUGUAGUGCAGCUCAGCCAAGAUAGCACAUCAAUGCGAGCUGUGGCAAGAAGGUUAGCUGUCUGCCAGCGUAGUUUCCAGAGCAUUGGGGGCGCUACCAGGAGACAGGCCAGUACAUCAGGAGAUGUGGAGAAGGCCGUAGGAGGGCAACAACCCAGCAGCAGGACCGCUACCUCCACCUUUGUGCAAGGUGGAACAGGAGGAGCACUGCCAGAGCCCUGCAAAAUUACCUCCAGCAGGCCACAAAUGUGCAAGUGUCUGCUCAAACGGUCAGAAACAGACUCCAUGAGGGUGGUAUAAGGGCCCGACGUCCACAGGUGGGGGUUGUGCUUACUGUACAGCCCAACACCGGGCAGGACGUUUGGCAUUUGCCAGAGAACACCAACAUUCACAGUGAGCACAUCUGGGCGUCUCCAGACUCUGUUCCGUCUGUCACAUGUGCUCAGUGUGAACCUGCUUUCAUCUGUAAAGAGCACAGAAUGCCAGUGGAGAAUUUGCCAAUUGGCGUUAUGAGUAUUCGUUAGCUGCUGCACAGCAAACAGAUUGAAAAUAAUUCUAUUAAUAAUAAUUCCACUACUGACUAAAACAGAUGAGAGGGAAACAGGUAAAAAACAGAUUGAUACACAAUAGAAAGAAGGAGUUUGUGCUCAUAUUCACUCAUUCCCAGGUGAGUCUCCUCAUAAAGGUGCAGUCUAAAAUGACUGAGAUUAAACAUAUCCCAGUUUGGGUCAAUUCUGAACUCCAGCACUGGGUACAAUGUGGACUGAUCCAGUGUGAGUUGUUUUAACUCAGCAACGUUGUGUUAUUAUGUU